GCUAUCUUGAUUGUCACCACCUCACAUGAGUUCUCGUGGACAGGAAAAUCGAGUAAGAGCAAAGAGCGGCUUUAUUGCCCCCGGAAACGGUUAUUAUAUCUCUGUGUCUGGAAACUGGUGCUGGCUGACACCUGAGCUUGUCUUUGUUCGCGACGUAUUGACUCACGGCUCUCGUUCCUCUUCAAACGUAUCGGGACAGAUCUAUCUGCAAUGAAGAAUCAAAGUUCUCAGCUUACAAGGAUGAAUCUGCGCAAUGGAUUCCACGAUCUUGAACGAGCCUCUGGAUCGAUUCAGAAGAAUGAUCUCAGACUAUGUAGAGUAUGAUAUACGCAAUAUAUCUGC
This is a messenger RNA of Guyanagaster necrorhizus, 342 nucleotides long. RefSeq lists its product as uncharacterized. The record is from RefSeq and is a predicted model, not a curated record. Lineage: Eukaryota; Fungi; Basidiomycota; Agaricomycetes; Agaricales; Physalacriaceae. The coding region runs from base 26 to 214 and encodes 62 amino acids. The transcript has 4 exons.